AGAGUAUACGAGAGAGAAAGGAGUCAAUGGCAUCUACAUCGUGGGUUGGCCUCUCAUGGCUGUCGAAUCUCUCACCUGGACCCUCUUCGAGCCCAUGCCCAUCUAAUUCUUCUCCUCGUCGCAUCUCUUCCCAGAUAAACAUGGCAGUCUCAGUCGAGAAAAAGAAGUUCACGCUUCAGAAAUCCGAAGAAAUAUUUAAUGCUGCCAAGGAUUUGAUGCCUGGCGGAGUGAAUUCCCCUGUCCGUGCCUUUAAAUCAGUUGGUGGGCAACCAAUCGUGAUCGACUCUGUGAAAGGCUCUCACAUGUGGGAUGUUGAUGGCAAUGAGUACAUUGAUUAUGUUGGUUCAUGGGGCCCUGCAAUCAUAGGUCAUGCCGAUGACAAGGUUCUUGCAGCCCUAGCUGAGACAAUGAUGAAGGGCACAAGCUUCGGUGCACCAUGUGUUCUAGAGAAUGUGCUGGCUGAGUUGGUGAUCUCAGCUGUUCCAAGUAUUGAGAUGGUCCGAUUCGUGAACUCAGGUACAGAAGCCUGCAUGGGUGUGCUCCGCCUGGCCCGUGCCUUCACUAGCCGUCCAAAGGUUAUUAAGUUUGAGGGUUGCUACCAUGGCCAUGCUGACCCUUUCCUGGUCAAGGCUGGCAGUGGGGUUGCCACCCUUGGACUCCCAGACUCCCCUGGAGUCCCCAGAGCUGCCACCAUUGACACCCUUACAUCUCCCUUCAAUGACAUCUCAACUGUGGAGAACCUCUUUGAGACACACACAGGAGAGAUUGCUGCUGUAAUUCUCGAACCAGUUGUUGGAAAUUCUGGCUUUAUAGAACCCAAACCUGGCUUCCUAAAUGCUCUUCGCCAAAUUACAAAAGAAAACGGUGCUCUCCUCAUCUUUGACGAGGUAAUGACUGGAUUCCGCUUGGCAUAUGGUGGAGCUCAGGAGUAUUUUGGAAUAACUCCUGAUCUUACAACUCUUGGGAAGAUUAUUGGUGGUGGCCUUCCGGUUGGUGCUUACGGGGGUAGAAGAGAGAUUAUGGAGAUGGUGGCACCAGCAGGACCCAUGUACCAGGCUGGGACAUUGAGUGGGAACCCAUUGGCAAUGACGGCUGGCAUCCAAACGCUCAAGCGGUUGACGGAGCCGGGUAGUUAUCAGUACUUGGAUAAGAUCACUGGAGAGCUCAUUCAGGGGAUUUUAGAUGCUGGAAAGAGGGCUGGGCACCAGAUGUGUGGCAGUUAUAUUAGUGGGAUGUUUGGUUUCUUCUUCACAGAAGGGCCCGUUUAUAGUUUUGGGGAUGCAAAAAAGAGUGACACCACGAAGUUUGCAAGGUUUUUUAGAGGAAUGUUGGAGGAGGGCGUGUACUUGGCACCUUCACAGUAUGAAGCUGGGUUCACGAGCUUGGCUCAUACUAAGGAAGACAUCCAAAAUACAAUAGAAGCAGCUGAGAGGGUCUUUCAGCAGCUUUAGAUGUUUGUUUCUGUAUGUUAUCAUUUUGAUUAUCUAGCGUUGGAUUGUCAUUUGGUAUUUGGAACGAGGUUGUUUUGUAGGUGUUCCUAUCAUUUAACUUUUUUGUAUCAUGAGGUGAUUCCUUGUAAA
Molecule: messenger RNA, 1580 nt
Organism: Telopea speciosissima
Lineage: Eukaryota; Viridiplantae; Streptophyta; Magnoliopsida; Proteales; Proteaceae
Product: glutamate-1-semialdehyde 2,1-aminomutase, chloroplastic-like
Exons: 3
Coding region: 27-1451 (474 amino acids)
Biological process (GO): tetrapyrrole biosynthetic process
Cellular component (GO): chloroplast
Molecular function (GO): glutamate-1-semialdehyde 2,1-aminomutase activity; transaminase activity; pyridoxal phosphate binding
Source: RefSeq, a predicted model, not a curated record